Molecule: messenger RNA, 282 nt
Organism: Lytechinus variegatus (green sea urchin)
Lineage: Eukaryota; Metazoa; Echinodermata; Echinoidea; Temnopleuroida; Toxopneustidae
Product: keratin-associated protein 5-1-like
Exons: 2
Source: RefSeq, a predicted model, not a curated record
UGUGGUUCCAGUUGUUGUUCCUGUUGUGGUUCCAGUUGUUGUUCCUGUUGUGGUUCCAGUUGUUGUUCCUGUUGUGGUUCCAGUUGUUGUUCCGAGUUGUUCCUGGAGUGGUUCCAGUUGUUGUUCCUGUUGUGGUACCUGUGUGGUACUUGGUGUGGUUCCAGUUGUUGUUCCUGUUGUGGUACCUGUUGUUGUUCCUGUUGUGGUUCCAGUUGUUGUUCCUGUUGUGGUUCCAGUUGUUGUUCCUGUUGUGGUUCCAGUUGUUGUUCCUGUUGUGGUUCC